AUGCGUCUAGUAAUUGAAAAAGCCGACGUUUCGGCCCAGACCAGGGUGUUAGUGGGCCACAGUAGAUCCGAGACGGCGCCCAAUGGGAGAGGAGCAAAACGGACCGGCCCAUUUUCUCCACGACCAUCACCGUUAGCUCAAGCUCCGGGAGCAGCCCGAGGAAAUCUCUCUCUCAGAGACGACGGCGCGCGCGAGAGAGAGAGGGUUGGGGGGGCGGAAAUGGCGUUUUGGGGGACGAGAGUGCUGGAGAAGGUGAAGAAGCACGACUCCGGAGGGCUUCUGUGGAAGAGGAUUAAGCUCACCACCACCCGCAAGGCCAACGCCAAGAAGCGUCUCCUCCGCGUUUGGCAGAACGAGGCUGUCUUGAGGGCUUGUUCAGAACCUCCUCCUUCAAAAACACCUGGCGCUGAUGCAGAUGGUACCGGGGGAACAGAAAGCAAGAAUAGCUAAGUUAGCAAGGAAACAAGUAAGAACGUCUUAAUUGAAAGGGGCCGCUCGUGUUGCAGCUGCUUUUAUAUAUUAGGAAACAGUUUUGCCGAUUAAGGCAGACUAUAGCUGAGUUUUAGCUUGGUAUUGCUGAAUCCUCCCUUUUCAGUAAACUAGGGAACUAAAUUAUGUAAGUUGUGCGCUGAGUGUAUGUCUCUCGUUUGGAUGAUUAUACUAUGGUGGUUUGGCGUUCCUGGAAAUGAAUCACUUGCCAAGCCACUUUCUAGUAUAUGCCUAACUACUAUGAUAUGAUGUCUCUGUGGCUGUCAUGGCAUUUUUAUGCAAUGCAAUCUAAAGGGUAAGAUCAAAUGGCAAGUCAUUUUUUUGACAUGCCUAAGUAUCAGUAUGAAA
This is a messenger RNA of Punica granatum (pomegranate), 837 nucleotides long. NCBI's taxonomy places the organism in Eukaryota, Viridiplantae, Streptophyta, Magnoliopsida, Myrtales, Lythraceae. The record is from RefSeq and is a predicted model, not a curated record.